This is a messenger RNA of Volvox carteri f. nagariensis, 753 nucleotides long. RefSeq lists its product as uncharacterized. Gene Ontology annotation, cellular component: membrane. Gene Ontology annotation, molecular function: voltage-gated potassium channel activity. The annotation marks the transcript as partial. Lineage: Eukaryota; Viridiplantae; Chlorophyta; Chlorophyceae; Chlamydomonadales; Volvocaceae. The transcript has 3 exons. Gene Ontology annotation, biological process: potassium ion transport; transmembrane transport. The record is from RefSeq and is a predicted model, not a curated record.
CGUAUGUAUCGCGUCUUUGAGCUGUUCGCGAACCUCGACUAUCGAAUGGUGCUCAGCCAGGGUACUCUGCUGCUGACGCGCAAUUACACCUACGUCUUCUUCAUCACGCACUGGGCUGCAUGCAUCCUGUACCACAUCGCCUCGCACCAGAACUUCUCGCACGACUCCUGGGUGGGCCGCAAUGCGGAACGCUUCAUGGGACGGCCCGUGUACGAAAAGUACCUGCUGUCGUUGUACUUCAGUACGAGCGCAUUCACCGGCCUAGGAGACGCGGCACUGUUCGCAUCUACCGUGCCGGAAGCGGCAUUCAUGGUGAUUUACCUCUUGUUCAAUCUGUUCCUUGGCGCCUACAUUCUGGGAACGGUGACUAUGCUGGUGGUCAAAGGUGACGAGCGCAGUAAGGCCUUUCGAGAACGCAUGAGCAACCUCAAUGAGUUCGGUAGAAACAACGACCUGCCCGAGCGGCUGCAAUCAGCCAUGCAGGAGCACCUGGAGGUGACCUUCAACACCGAGCAGAUCGACGACGAGCACGUGCUGGGCAUCUACCCAACCACCAUCCGUCGCAAGGUGCUACGUCACCUCUACCUGCACCCCGUACGCAGCUGCUACCUGUUCAAGGGCUGUAAGCAGCGCUUCCUGGACGCCCUGCUCACCGUCGCGCGUGUGGAGCUCUUCAUGCCGGGCGUGCAGCUACUUACCGAGGGCGACAACGUCACCGAACUAAACAUCAUUGUCUCUGGGGAUGUGCUGGUG